AUGGAUCGCGGGAAAAGGAUUGAAACUCUCAUCUCUGGAAAUCGAAUCAUCCAUAUCGAAGGACUCGACAGGCUUGUUAACCUGGAGCAGCUAUAUCUUAGCCAAAAUGGCAUAACAAGCAUCAAAGGCCUCGACAAUCUGAAGAAGUUGCAGACACUCGACCUUGCUUCGAAUAUGAUUGAUAAAAUAACAAACAUAGAACACCUCGACUUAUUAGAAGAAUUUUGGUUUAAUGACAACAGGGUCUCCAGCUGGGAUGAACUCAAAAUUCUUACAUCUCUAAAGAGUCUGCAUACUCUCUAUCUUGAACGAAAUCCUAUUUACUAUGCUAACGCAGAUAAAACAAAAAUGAAUCCAGACUACCGUCGCAAAAUUUUGCUGCUUCUCCCUAAACUCCGCCAGUUGGAUGCCAAUUUAACUGGAGUUGGCCUGUGA
This is a messenger RNA of Protopolystoma xenopodis, 435 nucleotides long. Lineage: Eukaryota; Metazoa; Platyhelminthes; Monogenea; Polystomatidea; Polystomatidae. The record is from the annotation of a GenBank genome assembly.